Molecule: messenger RNA, 7364 nt
Organism: Homarus americanus (American lobster)
Lineage: Eukaryota; Metazoa; Arthropoda; Malacostraca; Decapoda; Nephropidae
Gene: gprs
Product: serine-enriched protein-like
Exons: 9
Coding region: 778-1830 (350 amino acids)
Molecular function (GO): protein binding
Source: RefSeq, a predicted model, not a curated record
UUGCGUGUGCGCGGGGCGUCACCAGUGGCAGCCUGUUGCUCUGAUCAAUACAUACCCGUCCGAUUUCUUAACAACAAGUGGACCUCGGGAGUAGAAACUAUUUUUAGGAUGUACUGUAGGCUCAUGUACCCCGAACCCAACUUUUACGGUGGCUGAUGAUUUGGUAGUGCUUCGGGCAGAGGGUUGUGGCGUCAAGGAACUGCCACACACGCCCACGGUAUCAGAAAGUAGCGGGAACCUUCUCUCUUGGCUUACCAAAACGGACGAGGUGUAGUUUUGUGGGAGAUGUUGAUGUUCGAAUGCUGGAGACAAGUCGAUCCGUAGUGAGCGUCUGUGAUAGUGGUUGAUUCUUUCAGUGGUUGUGAUGAGUGUGGUUGAGUAAGGGAUAACCGUACAAAGACAGUCGCGGGAGUACAGCUCGGAGGACAUCGUGCGUGAGAUAAUGUCUAGCAUCCUGCUUACAAGUGAACGCACCCUGAGGAUAUGUGCUACAAGUGAGGGAACGGCGGUGCCUGUCUGACCUACAGCAUUGCUCUGGAAACUAAAAACUUGGAUACUUCAGAGAGAGAGGAAAGUGAGUGAUGGCUACAGCAGGCAUGGUGAGCAGCGAGUCAGGAGGGCCACUCUGUGGUACUCUAUGCUGGUGAGGGUUAAGGCGUAACAAAAGCAGUAGGACCACGGUGUUUCCCAACCAAUGUGACCCACGCCCGCCCGUCUGCCCUGCCACCAUCACCAAAUAACCACCCACACACGCCCACCACGCCACCACACUCCCACAUGUUUGACGGUACAGCUCCCAACGUCGUCACACCAGACGCCAUGAAUGACGGUCGCAGGUACAGCAUGCUGGAGACAGCGAUCGCCAUGGCCGGGGUGUUGAACGACGAGCCGGACUUCUCCACCUUUGAGAACAAGACGGGACUGGCGGAGGACAUGAAGUUCCUCGCGUCCAUGCCUGAACUGUGUGACGUGACCUUCCUCGUGGGAGACACGCGCGAACCUGUCUGUGCAGUGAAGGCUGUGCUGGCCGCCCGCAGCAGGGUGUUCCACAAGCUGCUGUAUAACUCGUACUCGCCACAGAAGAAGAAGGAGCCAAUGAGCAGGGAGAAGAAGAUCAAACUGUUCCUCAAGAGAUCCUCUGAACCACUGAUGAACCUGCAGGGUCAACAGCAAGGAAGGCAGGGACGUUCCGGCUACACGCACAAGCUGGACACCAUCCCCGAGCCACAAGGCAACGUCCACCAGACACUGAUUGUGGAGGAGUUCGAGCCAGACGUCUUCAGGCAGUUGAUUGAGUACAUCCACACCGGCUGUGUCACCCUCCAACCCCGCACCCUCCUAGGCCUGAUGAACGCGGCGGACUACUAUGGGCUGGACGAACUACGGAAGGGGUGCUCCGGGUUCGUCCAGUGCUGCAUCAACGUGGACACCGUCUGUGCCCUCCUCGCCUCCGCUGAACGAUACAUCCAGUACAAGUGUACCAAGUCCAUGGUACAGAAGGUGCUGGAAUUUGUGGACGAGCAUGGCAACGAGGUGCUCAAUCUGGGCUCCUUCACCCUCCUGCCGCAGCACGUGGUCAGGCUCAUCAUGGCCAGGGAGGAGCUGCGUGCUGACGAGUUCACCAAGUUCCAGGCUGGUCUGAUGUGGUCCAAGAAGCACUGCGACAACCAGCCCAACACCGACCUGAAGGAGGUGAUCGGGAACUUCCUCGAGUACAUUCAGUUCUACAAGAUCCCGGCCAACAUUCUCAUGAAGGAGAUCCACCCGCUGGGCCUCGUGCCUUACCACAUCAUUAUGAACGCCCUUGCCUACCAGUCGGACCCCCCUUGAAACAUGUGGGUAAUACGUGUGCGGGUGAGGUGGGCCAGCACACCGCCUGCCCCACGCUAGGCCACCGUCGACCCCAACCCACCUCCCGCGACCAGAGACUAAGUUCUCCACUUUCUCAUCUUUACAGCACACAGAAUCAAGUUACAACUGGUUGUAUGUACUGAUUUCCACAACAAAAAAUAUUUAUAUAAAUGUCAUCACAUGUAAGUCAUAUUUGUUUAGUCCAAAUUGUUGAAGGAAGAAGUUUGUUUCAGAUAAUCCUUUAAAUAAUACCAAUGUUUUUGACGUUUGAAAAGAAAAAAAAAACACGAAUUAUAUUUGAUGAAGUAUACUGUACUGUAUAUAGAAAACCAAAUUUGUAUCUAGACAACAUGUACAACUGAAAUAAUUAUACUGUACAAGCACUGUGUAAAGGAAACGCCAUUGUCACUACAGUAUAAGGAAGUGUACGGGUGGCGGGACACAGGUGUGGCCCUCACAGGUGUAGUCCUCGCACACCGGGCGGUAAAGGAACACAGGUGUGGCCUUCACAUGCCAGGUGGUAACGUAGCACAGGUGUGGCCCUCACAUGCCAGGUGGUAACGGAACACAGGUGUGGCCGUCACACCAGGUGAUAACGGAACGCAGGUGUGGCCCUCACAUGUCAGGGGAUAACGGAACACAGGUGUGGCCCUCACACACCUGGCAGUGACGGAACACAGGUGUGGCCCUCACACACCAGGCAGUGACGGAACACAGGUGUGGCCCUCACACUAGGCAGUGACGGAACACAGGUGUGGCCCUCACAUGCCAGGGGGUAACGGAACACAGGUGUGGCCCUCACACCAGGCAGUGACGGAACACAGGUGUGGCCCUCACACACCAGGCAAUGACGGAACACAGGUGUGGCCCUCACACACCAGGCAGUGACGGAACACAGGUGUGGCCCUCACACACCAGGCAGUGACGGAACACAGGUGUGGCCCUCACAUGCCUGGGGAUAACGGAACACAGGUGUGGCCCUCACACCAGGCAGUGACGGAACACAGGUGUGGCCUUCACACACCAGGCAGUGACGGAACAAAGGUGUUGCCCUCACACCAGGCAGUGACGGAACACAGGUGUGGCCCUCACACACCAGGUAGUGACGGAACACAGGUGUGGCCCUCACACACCAGGCAGUGACGGAACACAGGUGUGGCCCUCACAUGCCAGGGGAUAACGGAACACAGGUGUGGUUCUCACACACCAGGCCUACACUGUUCCUCAGCCAUUUAUCACCUGCUCCACUGUUAACACGUGACUCAGUCUCCACUCACCACACGGCUGAGGUGUGUUCACUCCAAUAUGCGUCUGCUGCCUCUUGGUGGAUCAUGUUAGGGGUCAAUGGUGGUACGAUUCUGUUUUUUUAUUCUAAGUGUGCGUGUGUGUGUGUAAAGAAAGGUUUCUAGUGUGUUUCUGGGACAAUAAUCACUGCAGUGCCAACUAGGAACACACACACACACACACACACACAUACAUACAUACAAGCUCCAAAAAAGUACCGAGCCAUCUUUGAACCUCUACCAUGGUCUCUUAAAUCUAUUGAGAUAGUCAUAAUAUUGUGUACAAAUUCCUAUUCAUAAAGGGACUUCAUUCAUUUCCAUCGCUCGUGACAUAGAGGCACUGGUUAGGUUCCAUCACCGAGAGAUUCAUUGUGACAAAGACUCCUCCUGGCCAACCACCUGUAUCAUCCACAAGUUUUAAUAUUCACAUGUGUACCUGUUGUCAAUGUGUCAUUCAGCAAGGAAACAUUUGUAAAUAACCCUCAUGUAUUUUAUCACUUGCUGAUGACUACAUAUCUGAUAUCACUUCACCUUUGUUAACUAUUUCCGUAUGCGUAAGCAGUUUUAUAAGAGAGGCACAACUGUACUUCUUUAUUUGUGUUCUUGUUUCUCUCCUUUAAGCUUCCUGCUAGCUACUAUCUUCGAUCUUUUACCCUAAUGUAAAAGUUUUGUCGUCUAGAAAUAAGUCGAUUGGGUGCAUUUGUACAGUUUGUUGGGUGCAGUUGUUCAGCCGCUGAACACCAUGUGUGGUAAGGACAUAUAUCUGGGCUUGACAUGGAACUCCUUUGAAAAAAGAUUUAACCUCAAAAUGACAACCUACACAGGUAUGACACAACCUUGCUGUAGGCUGUUCGUUUCGGAACAACAUAUCUCCGUUGAUCCCAUUCGUUCAUAGGAAAGUUUUAGAAAAAAAGCCUCAACACAGACACCCCCGUCACUUGCUAAUCGACUGAAUAAGAGACCUACCUCUCUUAUCCACUCCCGUUGAUAGCGUUUAAAGUCAAUUAUUAUAAAUUCUUGUUUGUUUUCGUUCUUCCUCAUUUCCGCACGAGGCUGGGUAGGUCAGUUUCCCUCUGCUCCAAUGAAUUUGAGACUAUUUUUGAGUUUUGAGUUGCCCCUUAAUCGGAGCCUUCAUUCACAAAAAAUCUGUACGUUCACCCUAACUGGUGUUUGCUGGAUGUAUCGAGUAGUGUAGAGUCUCGGCGGAAUUUUUAUACUAUUUUGGAUGUUUUAGUUAAUGUUAGAUAGACGGCCCACAAUUAUUUGGUCUUCUAAUGUAAAGUGAGUAUUUGUCACCCCGCUUACACUAGAUAUAUCAGCCACAGUUUGGCACACCUCUCACACUGAUAAUUUCCUUACUAACAGUAAACCAAAUUUGCAAAAUAAGAAUCAAUUAGAAUUAUUUAAGAAUGGUGUUGAUCUUUUGGGUUUUAUGUUUAAUACAGUAUGAAAAAAAAUCUUAAUAAAAUAAUCCUUAUGCAACCUAAAGAAUUUGUUUUCUAGAAUAAAUGUAAAGUGAAUGGGAAUUAAGGUACUUAUUUAUAACUGCAUGCAAUGCGAAACAACUAAACUUAACCAAAAUAUAAGAGUGAUACAGUAAUUUGUUUUCUGUUAAAUGUGGUCAUAAAUGAUGACUGCUGUGACGGUUGAUUAGAAACAGCUGUCACCUUUAGCAAGUUCGAGCCCGAAGGCACUUCCACUCCACGAGUUGGGAAAGUAAAGGCGGUCGAAUGCAGUGCCGGUCACGCUGCCUCCUUGUGUACUGAAGGCUUAGUGUGUGCUAUGUCCACACUGUCCCUAACGGGCCGCCAUGCCAAUAGGACGCAGUUUUACUGUCACAUGAAGUUUGUUUGCAAGACCGUGGCGCUACAUGGUCGCCUUAUUUUCUAAUGUCACUCGUGUUGUGUGUAAAGCAUUGUUGAAUAGUAUGCCAAUGAACUCCAGAGUGCAUAAAGCUUAUGUUGGUGACAGACUUCAAAUAAUCUGAAGAUUAGACCCCAACUUCUUUUACUUUAAAAUUAACUUAACCUAACUUAACCUAACCUAACCCAAAAUAAAAUAUCAUAACAACAUAACCUAUCCUAACAUAACCUAACUUAACCUAACCCUUCAGGUAGAGUUAAGGUGUUUAAUCAUCAGGUGAAAUAAACUCGGGAGGAUUGGGUGCUAAUGUUCAGGUGAUCCGAGACGUCUUAUAUUUCGUGCUGUGUUCAUUAUGGUGCCCUCAAAUACUAUGUUUAGUAUGAUACCCUCAAGUGCUAUGUCUAGUUUGAUAUCCUCACAUACUAUGUUUAGUAUGAAGCCUUCAAGUGCGACGCUACCCAUUGCUUUAUUAGAUAAUUUUCCUUACAUUUAAGAGAUUUCACCCUUUACUUUAGCUAACGUCUUACGAAGUUACCUGAUAAAGUUUGUCAGCAGGACAUGAUAACAUCUGAUCGCUAUACGUAAUAACAUUGGCGGCUUUAUUCGAUAACCUUUCUUAGAUCUACCUGCUUUUAUGUAAUAGAAAUAUUUAUGUAACUCUUUUUGGUAGUUGUAUUUACUGUGUAGGGCAGAAUCUUGUAAAAGGUCUACAAUCUACAUGAUCACAGCUAAGCCACUCAAGAAGCCUCACUGAUGUCUUCGAGCCAACAAUUAAUAUUACUAGAUUUGUAAUUGACGAUCAGAGGUUCUUUUAUGUUUUGCUUUAUCUCUUUAUUUGAUUACUUCUUCCAAUGAAUAUUAGUUCCCUAGAGAAAUAUCCUUGUGAAUUAAGUCUUCGCCAUCUGUCUAUCACUAAACUAAGUCGGUUUAGUAGCGCUGUGCCUUCUGUCUCUACCAACUCUUUUAGAGUAGGCUAUUAACUCCCUCUUCCCUAAGUUACAACAAGUCUAACAAGAGCAGUUGAGAGUGUAAUUUCAAAAGGUGUAGUUGAGCUGUAUGGGAAAGGGAAGUUAGAUAUACAAAGCAAGAAAUACUUAAUUGUGGGUAAGGAGGGCGACGUUGUUAAUUAAGAAGAAAACUAAUAUUGCAGGAAUUGAAGGAGUUAACAUUAUUCUGAAGGGCAGAUGAUAUAAUAAAAAGAGUUGGUAUGUUAUCCAGGGAACAAAGUCUUUAGUUAUGUAAUUUUCAAAAUAUAGAGAUAUGAGUAUAUGACAUCACACUGAUGAAGCCUUCAGGGGCUCGGUAUGGUUAUAGCGACACAUCCCAUACUCUAAUAGUGAUGGCGUUUUCAUUAUUCCCCAUAAGACUUUAAUUAUGUUGUAAUGACCUCACAAUAUACGGAACAGUUGAAAUACAGAAGUACUGAUUCAUAUAUAGAUUCAAAUUCAUAUUAUGUACACGAAACGGGAGGUAUGUUGUGGUACGGCGUAGAGACUGUAUAAACAAGGUCAUGGAGACUGCUCCAGACACCGGGUGAAGCACAACACAAAAACUGAAAUUAUAAUUUUUUCACAAAAGGAAGCCACAUGAGUUCAGAAUUGACACGAUAUUGCAAGUAGAGUGUGUGUGUGUGUGUGUGUGUGUGUGUGUGUGUGUGUGUGUGUGUGUGUUCGUAUCUAGUGAAUUUACUGGCGAAAACAUCAGUGUUAUACCAUCUUUGAACAGCUACAGUCACCUUACGGGUUCAAAGUUGGCACUACAUUUAUUUUUGGUCCUUAUUCCUUACACACACACACACACACACACACACAGGCUCUAAAAACAGUGUCUUGCCAACUUCUAACAUGUCAAUUGCUUAAGCUGUUACAAGGUGACAGGAACAAAGCUUCCUCCUACUGGUAACAGUACACGCUGUAGAAUGUGUGUUGAAGGGGGCCGCAAGUGACAACGGUACGGAGAUAAAAAUAAGAAUGCAUUAAGAUCCUCGACAGCUGUGUGUGGUCGUGUUCAUUUAGUGAGAUAUGCGAGUCAACAUGUACUUCGUAAUCCAACUGAGUAUGAAGCUUGAUCCAUUUUUUUUAUCAAAAUCUUCAUCUACUUAUCCAUCUGUAACCGUACCUCUCAUCUCUCCUUGCCUCUUCAUUAUUAAGUAGGAGUUUCAUCUUUCAUUUCAAGUAUUCAUAGCAUAAAAUCCAACUUGGUAGUACAUGCAAUUAUUAUUACGUGUUUAGGUCAUUUUAAAACAUUUGACAAUGUUUAACUUUCUUAAUGUUUUUUUAUGUCGAUGUAUAUGUAUCACUGUUAAUCGUAACUCGAUUCUGUGCCUGAUUGUAUUUGAUGUGCAACAAUAAAUUAGAUGAAAUUAAA